Brienomyrus brachyistius is the source of this 2715-nucleotide messenger RNA. It is a transcript of the gene sfxn3, whose product is annotated as sideroflexin 3. Gene Ontology annotation, molecular function: monoatomic ion transmembrane transporter activity. Gene Ontology annotation, cellular component: mitochondrial inner membrane. Gene Ontology annotation, biological process: monoatomic ion transport; serine import into mitochondrion. The transcript has 11 exons. The coding region runs from base 118 to 1086 and encodes 322 amino acids. NCBI's taxonomy places the organism in Eukaryota, Metazoa, Chordata, Actinopteri, Osteoglossiformes, Mormyridae. The record is from RefSeq and is a predicted model, not a curated record.
CAGAGCGUCAAGGUAGUUAGGCUGGGAGUGUUCGUGUGCCGGUAGCGUAUUUUAAAGGUCAUACAUGUGACGGUUGUCAAGUUGUAAGGAAAGUAUUAUUGAAGUGACCCCAGGACCAUGUCGGCAGAGCUGCCCCGUGACAUCAACAUCCGCGAGCCUCGGUGGGACCAGGGCACAUUCAUGGGUCGGGCCCAGCACUUCUUCACUGUCACCGACCCUCGAAACGUCCUCCUGUCUAGCGAGACACUGGAGGACGCGCGGGUGACAGUGGAGAACUACAGGCGUGGCAUCGUGAAGCCAGGCCUGACCGAGGACCAGCUGUGGAGGGCCAAGUAUAUCUAUGACUCUGCUUUCCACCCGGAUACCGGCGAGAAGAUGCUUCUGAUUGGCCGCAUGUCUGCGCAGGUGCCCAUGAACAUGACGAUCACUGGCUGCAUGCUCACCUUUUACAGGACCACUCCAGCUGUGGUGUUCUGGCAGUGGGUGAAUCAGUCCUUCAAUGCCAUCGUCAACUACACCAACCGUAGCGGGGAUGCUCCACUCACUGUAAAUCAGCUGGGAGCUGCGUAUGUCAGUGCCACCACUGGGGCUGUAGUCACAGCACUGGGGCUGAAGUCUCUUACCAAGCACCUGCCUGCUAUUAUGGGCCGGUUUGUUCCCUUUGCUGCGGUUGCUGCUGCCAAUUGCAUCAAUAUCCCCUUUAUGAGACAGAGAGAACUGAAGUACGGCAUCCCGGUGACAGACGAGAACGGCAACCGCUUGGGUGAAUCCACCACAGCAGCCCAGCAGGCCAUUUUUCAGGUGGUCGUGUCUCGGAUCGGCAUGGCUGUGCCAGCCAUGGCUAUCCCGCCUGUCAUCAUGAACGCGCUGGAGAAGAAAGCUAUCCUGAAGAGGUUUCCUGUACUCAACGCACCGGUGCAGGUGGGCCUAGUGGGAAUUUGUCUGGUGUUUGCCACGCCACUGUGUUGCGCCCUGUUUCCCCAGAAGAGCUCCAUGGCAGUGAGCAGCCUGGAGGCAGAGCUCCAGCAGCGGGUGGCUGAGAUCAGUCCCAAAACUGUCACCGUGUACUUCAACAAGGGCCUGUAGCUGGCCGGCCAAGUGCCGGGCCCCCUACAGGCACAAGAGGGGCGAUGCACCGGCAAGCCCACUGGUCAUUCCGGAGGUAUUUGGACAGUGUGACUUCAAGCCAGUCACACAGUCUGCUUUACAGUUACAAGAAGUCAGUUUUAUAAGGCAGACUUGGUGGUAUGCCACAGUCCCUGUAAAAACCACAUUAGUGUUCCGUAUGUGCCAUGUGAGGAUUUCCAUGCUGUAUUGUGUUUUAGCCUGAAAGGGGCAGCUGGACCCUGCUCCAUUCUCGUCAUACAGUCUCAUUUCCAGGGUUGCCAACUCUCACGCAUCUGGCGUGACAGUUUGUCUCACACACUCGCACAAGAUAUGUUACGACAAAUCUGUAUUCCAUUAUAAACCUAAAAUUAGCUACAUCAAAAUCGUUGGGGUAGUUUGCAAAUCAUACAGACUAUUUACAAGGUAAUUAAACUGCUGCAUUUACGUAAUUGUGUGUGCAGACUUGUCUGGAAUUGAAAAUCUCACUCCAGCCGCCUGUACAAAGCUGGCAACCCCGCUCAUUUCAUUUCAGUCACUCCAUCAGUACGAGUAUUUUAAAUGCUCACUUUUGAUUUCCAGAAGCAUCUGUGCGGGAAACGCAGAGUACAGCUGACAGGGCGAAACCUGGCCGAUUGUUACCAAUUAGAAUGUCUUCCAGCUGACUGUGUGUGUGUGUGUGUGUGUGUGUGUGCGCGUGCGUGCGUGUGUGUGUGUGUGUGUGUGUGCAGGAAUCCGCUGUGGGUUUUACACUUGCCAUGGUCAGUGUGACCAGCCCGCUGCCUGUGGUGCUUCCCCCUCCCUCUCAGCACACCCCUGUAGCGUAUUUACCUCGUGAGCAGUUUCGGAGACGUUGUGACGGUAAUCGUGACCAAACCUAUGCAUCCGUGAGGCUCUUUCAGUGUUCCGUACAGCCGCUGUUGUGCUUUCUGUGGUCCAGUAGUAGAAAACUCACAUCAGAGAUCCUUUUAAGACUGCGAGCAGGCUGGCAGGACAGCCACCUGUUACAAAGUCUCCUUAGUGUGGCCACUGGCCGUGAGCCUGUGCAGACAGAUCUGGCUCUUGCAUGGUUUCCCUCUUUAAUCUCCAAUAUGAUGGUGAUGGUGUCACAGGUCACAACUGAGCACAUUCCCUUGAUACACACUUAUGGGGGUGGUCAGGCCACAUACGAAAGAACAACAUUUGCCAAAGAUUGAAUUGGACCUUCUGCACAGGUUCUAGGCCACCGUUUCUCAGCCUGGUCCUCGAAGACCCCCAGAUGGUCCACUCUUCUGCUCCCUCACAGUUCUAGCCUAAAAGUAGACUGUCUGGGGGUCCACAAGGGCCAGGCUGAGAAACACUGUUCCAUGCCAUCGUUUUUAAACCAGUGCUUUGUGGCUUAGGUGUUCAACAGCUUUUAAGUCUUAGUUUUUUUCUUCUCAAAAAACAAUACAAUCAGUUAGUGUAAUUCACUGGAUAAAUUAGCUUUUUAGCUGAAGCCACCAGCAGAAAUCGUUUGAAAUGGCUGUUUAAAGGCACAAAUGUCCAAUAUGCAAAGUGACUGAGGGUAAUCCGUCUCAGUGUUGUAUUGAUUGUGUGCACUGUGUGUGUAAUAAAGGGAUGGGGAACAAA